UCCGGCGCGUUCGGGGCGGGCGGCCGCGACGUGGCGGCCAUGAGCCGGCCCAGCCGGCUGCAGAGGCAAGUUCUGAGCCUGUACCGCGAGCUGCUGCGCGCGGGGCGCGGGAAGCCUGGCGCCGAGGCGCGGGUGCGGGCCGAGUUCCGGCAGCACGCCAGCCUGCCGCGCUCCGACGUGCUGCGCAUCGAGUAUCUGUACCGCCGGGGACGGCGUCAGCUCCAGCUGCUGCGUUCCGGCCACGCCACGGCCAUGGGAACCUUCGUGAGCCCGCGGGGCGCCACCGCCCCGGGAACCGUGCUGGACGGCAGGGAUGGCUGCAAGGGUCCCUUGUGA
This is a messenger RNA of Acomys russatus (golden spiny mouse), 336 nucleotides long. RefSeq names its product succinate dehydrogenase complex assembly factor 1 (gene Sdhaf1). The transcript has a single exon. NCBI's taxonomy places the organism in Eukaryota, Metazoa, Chordata, Mammalia, Rodentia, Muridae. The coding region runs from base 40 to 336 and encodes 98 amino acids. The record is from RefSeq and is a predicted model, not a curated record. Gene Ontology annotation, cellular component: mitochondrion. Gene Ontology annotation, biological process: mitochondrial respiratory chain complex II assembly.